This is a messenger RNA of Botrytis porri, 558 nucleotides long. RefSeq lists its product as uncharacterized. Lineage: Eukaryota; Fungi; Ascomycota; Leotiomycetes; Helotiales; Sclerotiniaceae. The record is from RefSeq and is a predicted model, not a curated record. The coding region runs from base 1 to 558 and encodes 185 amino acids. The transcript has 2 exons.
AUGCCAAGUAGCCUUCCCCAAUUUCUUCCAUCGAACAAACUAGCUCCUGCGGAUUACUUUGAACCAGAACUCCCAUACAAGUUGUCCCCUGGUAGUAAAGUGAGACCAGGCGAAGAGACCGAAAAGGUUUUCAAGCAAGCACUAAGGGACAGAGAUGUUCAAUAUGUUUUCUUCGUCAACCAAAUUAUCACAGAAAAGAGUGAGCGUAUGCUGGACAAUCUCAAUACAAGUAACUAUGAUGCCUCUACCUGGGUGAAAACACGGUACCAAAAAGGUCAGGAAGGGCAACUUGCCCCAGGGCGAAUUAUUGGACCCCGGUUUCGAACGCAGAUCGCGUCGAGCAAGACUCUUGGACUGUUUGUAGCCUUACUGCCCCAUGUACUAACAUGUAUCAUUGAGAUUCGAGGACCACGAAUUGAGAUUUUUCGAAAAUCAACGAUGCUUGCCACUGACGAACAAUACACAAGAACGCUCCAGAAUACUGUAAACACUAGCAGGGUUCGUCGAAAACUGUUUCGAUCAAAUAAUGGGCAGCGUGAUGUUAGCAGUCUAAAGUAG